Cinclus cinclus is the source of this 3532-nucleotide messenger RNA. RefSeq names its product Sp2 transcription factor (gene SP2). Lineage: Eukaryota; Metazoa; Chordata; Aves; Passeriformes; Cinclidae. The coding region runs from base 1667 to 3499 and encodes 610 amino acids. The transcript is spliced from 5 exons. The record is from RefSeq and is a predicted model, not a curated record. Gene Ontology annotation, biological process: regulation of transcription by RNA polymerase II. Gene Ontology annotation, molecular function: RNA polymerase II cis-regulatory region sequence-specific DNA binding; DNA-binding transcription factor activity, RNA polymerase II-specific.
UGAGGAGUCUUUUUUAUUUCUCCACAGUUUAAACCCUUUAAAAAGAAGCUGUCCAAAACGAGGAAUCUUUCCCUGAAUUCCUUUUCAUUCCCAAAACUGGAAAAAGAGGCAGCAGGGAGAUGGCGUGGGCUGGGAAUUGGGAGAUUUUGGGGUGGAAACGAGAAGAUUUGGGGCUGGAACUGGGAAGAUUUCAGGAUGGAAACAGGAAGAUUUUGGGAUGGAAUUGGGAGAUUUUGGGCUGGGAAUGGGAAGAUUUUGGAUUGGGAGUUGGGAGAUUUUGGCCUGGGAAUGGGAAGAUUUCAGUUUGGAACUGGGAAGAUUUGGGACUGGAAACAAGAAGAUUUUGGGACUGGAAUGUGAAGAUUUGGGGUUGGAAACAAGAAGAUUUCAGGCUAGAACUGGGAAGAUUUUUGGUUAGGAACGGGAAGAUUUCAGGAUGGAAACAGGAAUAUUUGGGGCUGGGAAUGGGAAGAUUUUGGAUUGGGAACAAGAAGAUUUCAGUUCUCUGGGCACACCUGCCUUGUAGUUUGGCUCUGUCAGUUUUGGGGGCUGUGCCGGAAUUCAGAAACACACCUGGGAAAUCCAGGAAUGCUCACUGGGAUUCCGCUCAGGAAGCAAACAAAGCCCAAACCACGGUGGAGAAGCUGUCACACUGGCAGCAAUCCCAUAUUCCCUAGGUGAGGUGGGAUAAUUUUUUUUUGGCGGGGGGGACAAUGUUCUGAUCCCUUUCCUGCCGUGUCCCCACAGCUCGAGGGACAGCAUGGCUGCCACUGCUGCUGUCAGCCCCAGUGAAUACCUGCAGCCUGCCACCUCUGCCUCCCAGGUGAGUCCAGUCCCUCCUCAGGGCUUUUCCCAGGAUUCAGGAGGAGCCAGGAGAGAAGGACAAAGCUGGAAUCACUCCAGGGUGGCUCAUUCCCAAUCCUGACCCCGGUGUUUGUUCCUCCUCCCCGAGGAUUUCAGAUGUUCACGUCUCGGGGUGGGUUUGGGAUUUGAGCUGCUUGUGAUGUUCCAAAGAUGAAUCUUGGGAAGUUUUCGGGAUAUCCAUGGGUUUAGGGUGGUUUUAAGGACAUGAGGAUGGGAUUUAAAAGGUGAUGGCGCCGCUGCUAAAAGCUGAGGAAUUAAGAGGAAUUCCUUCACAGAAAAAUUAGGAAUUAGGGAUGAGCUGCCCAGAAAUGUGGUGGAGUCACCUGGGGGUGUUUAAGGAAAGACUGGACAGGCUUAAACCCUUUAAAAAGAAACUGUUCAAAGCCAGGAAUCUUUCCCUGAAUUCCUUUUCAUUCCCAAAGCUGGAAAAAGAGGCAUCAGGGAGAUGGCAUGGGCUGGGAACUGGGAGGUUUUGGGCUGGGAAUUAGGAAGAUUUUUGGGUGGAACUGGGAAGAUUUGGGCCCUCACUGUCAUGCUCAGGGUGACAAAAGUGUCCCCAGGCUAGGACAGGACAAUCUCAAAGAUCCUUCCCAACCUCAGUUAUUGGGGAAUUCUGCCAUCAUGUAAAGACACACACAGGUAAUUAAGCAGCUCCCUUAAUGAGGAGCAUCUCAUUAGCUGUUCAUUGAGGUGCUUGGCAUUGGAAGAAUGGAGCUGUGUGUGUGGAUGUGCCUCUCCUGGUUUUGGGAAUUUGGGAGAGUUCCUCAUUCCCAGGGGAUGCAGGAGAUGUUCCAUCCCUGGGAUGGGGUUCUGGAAUGGGAUCCAGGGGAGAUGUUCCAGCCCCAGGAUGUGGAUCUGGAAUGCUGCCCUGUCUCCCCAGGACUCCCAGCCCUCUCCCCUGGCCCUGCUGGCAGCCACAUGUAGCAAGAUCGGUCCCCCCGCCGUGGAAGCUGCCGUGACGCCGCCAGCCCCUCCCCAGCCCACACCUCGCAAACUGGUGCCCAUCAAACCUGCCCCGCUGCCCCUGGGCUCGGCCAAGAACAGCAUCGGCAUCCUGUCCUCCAAAGGGAACGUCUUCCAGAUCCAGGGUUCCCAGGUGGGCACCUCCUACCCCGGGGGGCAGCUGGUUUUUGCCAUCCAGAACCCGGCCGUGCUCAACAAAGGCUCGCGCUCCUCGUCUUCGUCGUCGUCCUCUUCCUCCUCCAACAUCCAGUACCAGGCGGUGCCACAGCUGCAGCCCGGCGGGGCUCAGACCAUCCAGGUGCAGCCCAACCAGAUCCAGAUCAUCCCAGGCACCAACCAAGCCAUCCUCACUCCCUCCUCCUCCUCCUCCUCAUCCUCACACAAACCCGUGCCCAUCAAACCCGCCCCGGCGCAGAAAACCGGAGCGGCAUCGGCGACGAGCGGUGUGGUCAAAAUACCUGGGGGUGGCAACGUCACCUUAACCCUGCCCGUCAACAACCUGGUGAGCCCUGAGGCGAGUGGCCAGACCCAGCUGCUCACGGACAGCCCCUCAAAACCAGGUAAAAAACCUCGGAAAAAGGCCAUGUCCCCAGCCCAGCCGGCCGCAGUGGCCGUGACCGAGCAGGUGGAGACGGUGCUGAUCGAGACCACGGCGGAGAACAUCAUCCAGGCUGGGAACAACCUGCUGAUUGUGCAGAGCCCUGGCUCGGGGCAGCCAGCAGUGGUGCAGCAGGUGCAGGUGGUGCAGCCCAAGCAGGAGUCUCAGGUGGUGCAGAUCCCUCAGCAGGCGCUGCGGGUGGUGCAGGCAGCCUCGGCCACGUUGCCCACCGUGCCGCAGAAAUCAUCCCAGAACUUCCAGAUCCAGGCGGCUGAACCCACUCCCACCCAGAUCUACUUCAAGGGCCCCUCUGGCGAGCUGCAGACCGUGCUGCUCCAGGAGGCUUCGUCCCUGCCCGUGCCAGUACCUCCAUCCUCGGGGACAUCCUGUGGCAGUCCCGUGUCCCGCAGCCCCGGGCCUGGGGCCGGCCUCACCCGCAAGCCAGCCCCACGCAAGGAGCGGCCGCUUCCCAAAAUUGCCCCGGCCGGGGGAAUCCUGAGCUUGAAUGCAGCACAGCUGGCAGCAGCUGCCCAGGCCAUGCAGACCAUCAACAUCAACGGUGUCCAGGUGCAGGGGGUCCCCGUCACCAUCACCAACACCGGAGGCCAGCAGCAGCUGACGGUGCAGAACGUGUCCGGCAACAACGUGACCAUCAGCGGGCUGAGCCCCACCCAGAUCCAGCUGCAGAUGGAGCAGGCGUUAUCUGGGGACGUCCAGCCCGGCGAGAAGAGGAGGAGGAUGGCCUGCACCUGCCCCAACUGCAAGGACGGCGACAAGCGGCCGGGUGAUCCUGGGAAGAAGAAGCACAUCUGCCACAUCCCCGAGUGCGGCCGGACGUUCCGGAAGACGUCUCUGCUGCGGGCGCACGUGCGGCUGCACACGGGGGAGAGACCCUUCGUGUGCAACUGGGUGUUCUGUGGCAAGCGCUUCACGCGCUCCGACGAGCUGCAGCGGCACGCGCGCACCCACACAGGUGACAAACGCUUCGAGUGCGCGCAGUGCCAGAAACGCUUCAUGCGCUCCGACCACCUGACCAAGCACUACAAAACCCACCUGGUCACCAAGAAUUUGUAGGGUCGGGAGAAACACAGCUUCCCUCCCUUCCUA